Penicillium soppii is the source of this 1578-nucleotide messenger RNA. Its product is annotated as Dyp-type peroxidase. NCBI's taxonomy places the organism in Eukaryota, Fungi, Ascomycota, Eurotiomycetes, Eurotiales, Aspergillaceae. Gene Ontology annotation, molecular function: heme binding; peroxidase activity. The record is from RefSeq and is a predicted model, not a curated record. The coding region runs from base 1 to 1578 and encodes 525 amino acids. The transcript has 8 exons. Gene Ontology annotation, cellular component: cytosol.
AUGAGUCUUACUCCCGCCAUCAAGGCGAACAUCCAGGGAGAUGUUUGGCCUGGCCUUCCCAAGAGAUUCCAAUCAUUCCUGUUUUUCCGCAUUCGAAACAAGGUUGAUUUCAAGAGCCGGCUCAAGACAUUCAUUCCCAAGAUCACCACUGCCCAGCAGGCUUGUCAGAUGAAUGAAAUAAUUAAGCAGGCAAGAGAAGAGGCCGCGCGGAGCAAAAGGUCGGCUAAGCUUCAAGCUUUGCCUGGAAUCAACAUUUCAUUUACUUCCACCGGCCUUGAAGCACUUGGUGCAUUUGUGAAUGUGAAUGAUCAAGGUCUCGUUAAGAAAGAUAGAAAGCUUUCUCAAGUCUUCCGAAACCAACAACUCCGUGGUGGGCUCUUUGAAAAGGGCAUGUACGCGGAUCUCGUUGGCGAGGGAUGGGACAACCCCCAGGAGUUGCGAAAAGAAUAUCACCCUACUAGUGAUAAUCAAAGACUUAUCGAUGGUGUCAUCAUGGUGACCUCCAGCGUGAGAUCUGAGUUGGAUGCUAAGGUUAGCGAAGUCAAGCAACACUUCCUAGCGGAGGAAGGAGAGCCUCUCAACCCAGAUACAUAUGUCAUCAGCAAGGACCCUUCAAUCGAGUUGACCUUGGUGAGAGAUGGAAAGGUCCGCCCCGGUGACAAGAAAGGAAAGGAGCACUUCGGAUUCAAGGACGGCAUCAGUCAGCCUAUCAUCGAGGGUUGGGAUGAGAAGCAGCCUACAGGAAAGGAGCCAAAAGCCACAAAACCAGGAUUGAUUCUUUGCGGAUAUGAGGGUGACGAUAUGUCUCAACCGAAAUGGGCCAAAGACGGCAGUUUCCUUGUCUUCCGUGAUCUUCAGCAACUUGUCCCUGAGUUUGAGGAAUUCAUGGAGGAAAAUGCUCAACACGCCCCCUUUACCCAGGAUCACCCCAAACCAGGCGAGAAGCUUGCGGCAUACCUGAUGGGAAGAUGGAAGAACGGCACACCCGUUGAUGAGUCCCCCCACGAUGACUCUGACGAGAGCCUGCACUCAUCAAACAAUUUCGAUUACCACCCCGUCAAUGAGCACAAGAAGUGUCCCUUCGCGGCCCAUACUCGCAAGAUGAGACCCCGCGCUGACCUGGAUCACGACCAUGCUGUCAUUAUUCGUCGUGGUAUUCCCUAUGGCGAAGAAGUCACGGCCGAGGAAGCUGCCGAACGCAAAUCAGCUCAAGAUAAAGAGCGUGGACUUUUGUUUGUUUGCUACCAGAGCGAUAUCCGCAAUGGAUUCAACUUCCUAACUACCCGCUGGGCAAGCAACCACCAUUUCCCCGAUCGCAAGAGCAAUUUCGUCGGUGGGGAAGGACCUGGUAUUGAUGCUAUUGUGGGUCAGAGACUUGAUCAUCACCCACCUCGCUCUAUCGGUCUUCCUGAUGGCAAAUUCCCCACGGAGGCCCGCAUGCCCCUCGAAAGCUGGGUCAUUCAGAAGGGUGGCGAAUACUUCUUCGCUCCCUCUCUGUCAGCGCUAGAGAAUGAGCUUACAGGUCCCGGUAUCUUUGACCAGGAGGCGUUGGAGCGCCUUCGUGAGGAAGACGAGUAA